AUGACGGCGAUUGCGACGUCGCAGAAGAAGACGGUCGAGCUGGCGCCGGAGAGCGAGCGCUUCCUGCGGUGCUGCGCGGAUCUUGCCAACGCCCUCAUCGAGGACCACGAGGCUACCAAGAAUGGCCGGCCGGGCAGAGACAUCAACCUCAACUCGCUGCGGGCGAAGCUGGCCAAGAAGCACAAGCUGGCCAAUAUCCCUCCGCUGACGGCCAUCAUUGCGGCGAUUCCCGAACAUUACAAGAAGUACAUCCUGCCGAGGCUCAUCGCAAAGCCCAUCCGAACGUCAUCUGGUAUUGCCGUCGUCGCCGUCAUGUGCAAACCACAUCGGUGCCCGCAUAUCGCUUAUACCGGCAACAUCUGCGUCUACUGCCCUGGAGGACCCGAUUCCGACUUCGAAUACAGCACUCAGUCAUACACUGGAUAUGAACCCACUUCAAUGCGAGCCAUCCGCGCGCGGUACGACCCCUUCGAGCAGGCCCGAGGCCGAGUAGACCAGCUCAAGUCCCUGGGACACUCGGUCGACAAGGUGGAAUACAUUAUUAUGGGAGGAACAUUCAUGUCAUUGCCAGAGUCGUACCGAGAGGACUUUAUUGCCCAGCUUCACAAUGCCCUCAGUGGCUACCAGACGUCGAAAGUAGACGAGGCGGUGGAGGCUGGCGAGAUGAGCAACAUUAAAUGCGUGGGCAUCACCAUCGAGACACGGCCAGACUACUGCCUGCAGCCCCAUCUCACAGACAUGUUGCGAUAUGGCUGCACGAGAUUGGAAAUUGGAGUCCAGUCACUGUAUGAAGAUGUCGCGCGAGACACAAACCGAGGACACACAGUGGCGGCGGUGGCAGAGACGUUUUGUCUGGCCAAGGACGCAGGCUACAAGGUGGUCAGCCACAUGAUGCCUGACCUGCCCAACGUCGGAAUGGAGCGCGACAUUGAUCAAUUCAGAGAGUACUUCGAAAACCCUGCCUUCAGAACCGAUGGUCUGAAGAUCUACCCGACACUUGUCAUCCGAGGGACGGGUCUUUACGAGCUGUGGCGGACAGGAAGAUACCAGAACUACACGCCCAACCAACUCAUUGAUUUGGUGGCACGAAUUCUGGCCCUCAUUCCGCCGUGGACACGCAUCUACCGUGUGCAGCGAGAUAUUCCCAUGCCGCUGGUCACAUCUGGCGUUGAGAACGGAAACCUACGAGAGCUGGCAUUGGCCCGGAUGAAGGACUUUGGCACCACAUGCCGAGAUGUGAGGACGAGAGAAGUCGGCGUCAACGAGGUCAAGCACAAAAUCAGGCCAAACCAGAUUGAACUGGUCCGCCGAGACUACGUUGCCAACGGUGGCUGGGAGACUUUCCUCGCCUACGAAGACCCAAAGCAAGAUAUCCUAGUCGCCCUCCUACGCCUCCGAAAAUGCACUGAAAGGUACACUUAUCGAGAGGAGCUUAUUGGCCAGCCUACCAGCAUGAUUCGGGAGCUCCACGUUUACGGCACUGCUGUCCCUAUCCACGCGCGCGAUCCUCGCAAGUUCCAGCACCAAGGUUUUGGUACCCUGUUGAUGGAAGAGGCUGAGAGGAUAGCCAGAGAGGAGCACGGAAGCGACAAGAUUAGUGUCAUUUCGGGUGUGGGCGUGAGAAGUUAUUACAAGAAGCUCGGGUACUGGCUGGAUGGUCCGUAUAUGAGCAAGUGGCUGGAUGGGCGUGACGAAAAGGCAUAA
This is a messenger RNA of Trichoderma citrinoviride, 1704 nucleotides long. RefSeq names its product histone acetyltransferase ELP3. The record is from RefSeq and is a predicted model, not a curated record. Gene Ontology annotation, molecular function: iron-sulfur cluster binding; acyltransferase activity, transferring groups other than amino-acyl groups. The transcript has 2 exons. Gene Ontology annotation, cellular component: nucleus; elongator holoenzyme complex; cytoplasm. Lineage: Eukaryota; Fungi; Ascomycota; Sordariomycetes; Hypocreales; Hypocreaceae. Bases 1 to 1704 code for a protein of 567 amino acids. Gene Ontology annotation, biological process: tRNA wobble base 5-methoxycarbonylmethyl-2-thiouridinylation.